AUGACCAGCACAAGUUCAACCGCCGCCCAGAGGCCAAUCUCGAAGGCCGAAAGCUCAAAUCCCCGCGAAUUCCAGAUAAACCAGCUGAGGCGACGUUUUCGUCCAACUGAGAGCACGGAUGACGUAGGAACAACGCUGACUUUCGGGAUGGCCCCUUCGGACCCGGACUUUCCCUUCGAAAUGGACAAGCUGCAAUGCGUUUUGCAUGUGCCUCUAUCAUAUCCUGGUCGCGAGAGACCCACUUUGAAAGUGACCAAUUCCGAAAUGGGCAGCGCUUUUCAGGAUAAUAUUGCACGAGGAUUUGACGACAUUGUCGACAGCACUCUGAGGAGUGGUGGCCGUGCGACUUUGUUAACUUGGAUGAAUGCGCUAGACCGACACCUUGAGCGUCUACUCACGACUACAGAAAGAGGCCCCACGCUGAAGUUCGUACCAAAUGUGGGUAGCAAGCAGAAGCCAGAGAGCCAAGCGAUUGUGGAGGGGGUGAAAUCUUUGGCCGUGUCUACCCCAGCGAGUACGCAAGACACGAAACCCAAGUCAUUACCUGUGCCGGAGGCUCCCUCUCGGAUAUAUACCGCGGAGGAGAAAUCGCAGGCUGAGAAGAGGAGAGCUGUUGAGACUAAGCAAAUUGAAGCUCGUCUUGGAAGACUGCCUUUGUUCCAGAAAUCAAAAGAUGGGCUUUCAUUUGUCAUUCCUAUCCAGCCUCCCAAACCCGACCGGCUACCGAUUUCGAUCCGUUCUGUGAAAACAGUCAAGCUAUUGGUGCCCCUUCUGUAUCCACUGGAACAGAGCUCUGUUGAGCUUCAAGGCGUUGAUCGUGCAGAAGCGCGGCCUGUUGAAGUGGGAUUUGCGCAGUGGGUUGAAGGAAAUUCAAAAUUGAACCUGAUGUCGCAAAUCAAUUACCUGACGGCCAAUAUGCAUAACUUCGCUAAAACACCACUUGAAACUCCCCAGGAGCCCGUUUUUGAUGCAUCACCUGAGCCUUUUACAGGCUCUAAAGCUCCUGAAAAUACAUCGACGACGACAAGAGGCCCGACGCUAGAAGACAGACCUCACGUCCAUGUCGUUCCACGACCUCCAGAAUGGACAGUGGGCGAGCGCAGCAGCGAGAGCGAAGGUACGGACAUGACCGAGUCCGAAGACGACUUUACAGGCGAAGAUGAAGAAGAUGGAGGGGCCCCAGUGCCAGCGCUCCCGGAAACCACUGUGGAACGUGGUGUUGCCCUUUCUUUCCCCUUCUUGGAAUUAUAUGGAAUUGAACUUUUAGAGCUUGUCGGCCUCUCAAUCACUGUCAAAUGUGAUCGAUGCAAGGAGCAGAUGGACGUAAAGAACGUCGCUCAGGUCAAGGACAAGGCUGAUGCAUUAUCUCCCAAAGUUGAGUCGUGCAAGAAAUGUGCCAACACUAUGAGUUUUGGUAAGGUUUAUUCGAACAGUACAUAA
Molecule: messenger RNA, 1440 nt
Organism: Aspergillus oryzae RIB40
Lineage: Eukaryota; Fungi; Ascomycota; Eurotiomycetes; Eurotiales; Aspergillaceae
Exons: 1
Coding region: 1-1440 (479 amino acids)
Source: RefSeq, a predicted model, not a curated record